This is a messenger RNA of Numida meleagris (helmeted guineafowl), 4243 nucleotides long. RefSeq names its product coiled-coil domain containing 18 (gene CCDC18). The record is from RefSeq and is a predicted model, not a curated record. Bases 137 to 4015 code for a protein of 1292 amino acids. NCBI's taxonomy places the organism in Eukaryota, Metazoa, Chordata, Aves, Galliformes, Numididae. The transcript is spliced from 28 exons.
GGCGGGGCUGCGCGUGCGCCUACGGGGUUGGCGGAAGAGGCGGGUUUUGUAAUAACGGUCCGCGCUGCUCGAAGUGGCGUGGGUUGAGGUGCGUGUGGAGCGUCGGGCGGCGUCUGCUGAGCCACAUGUGGUGCCGAUGGAGUGCAGCAUGUGGACUUGUUAUAAAAGUGAUGAUGAGGAACUGCUCGCAGCUGUGGACUCGUUACGGAAUCAGCUGAGGAGAACUGAAAAAAACCUACAGACUGUAGGGGCAGAGCUUUCCAGCGCUGGUACAAGUGAACAUUCUGACUGCUGUUUUGAUGAGGCUGCAGACCUCACCCUGGAGAACCUUGUUCAGCUUAAUUGCAACAGUCAGUACUCUUCCAACUGCAAGAAGACUGUUGGUAAAAUGUCUUGCCGGGAUUUUCAAAGAAAAUCCAAUUCUGACUUGAUGCCUAUAGCUUUUGAUAAAGCUGUGGAAGAAAAUGAACGUCUUAAGGAGAAGCUGAAUGAUCUCCAUGAGCAAAAUGCUUCUUUGGCUUCUCAGAACCAUUACCUAAAUAAUAAAAUUGAAACAAUAAACUUGGAAUUGAUGGAGUCAAAAACAAGAAUUUCUUACCUUGAAUCAACUUUAGGUACACAUUUAGUUAGCAUUCCUAAGUUAGAAGAACGAAUUGUAACUUUGGAAGCAGAAGUUUCAGCACAAGAUAAAAUUCUAAGAGAUGCAGAAGAUAAACUAGAGCGAAGCCAGAAAACAGUGGUGGAAAGAGAAAGUGUGUUGCAAAGAUACAAAAGGGACUAUGAAAAUCUGAAAAUUGAAUUAAUUGAACGAAACAAGCAAGGAAAAAGAGCAGAACAACAAAGAAAUGAAGCUUUAUUGAAUGCUGAGGAGCUAACAAGAGUUUUCCAAAAGUAUAAGGAGAAAGUAACUGGAAGGUUUGAGAAGGUUCAGGCUGAAGGAGUGCGCUUAGAAAACUAUAUAAUUAAUUGUGAAAAAGAAAGAGAGAAGUUGAAUGAAAAAUGUGUCAGCUACAGAAAGCAUCUAGACAUCCAAGAAGAGCAAUUAAGAUACACUUUUUUUAGGCAACUCAGGGAAGAGAAUCGCAAUGCAAAAGAAGAAAUUAUAACUCUAGAGGCGAAGAACAGAGAAAUUAUAUCAACGUUGAAUCAGUCCAAGCAGAAGAUCCGUGAGCUUGAAAAGGAACUUAAUGAAGAAAAAAGAGCUCUUAAAGAGAAAAAUGCUCUGGUCAGUGAAAACACAGAGCUGAGAGCACUUAAUGCACAGCAACAUAACAACUUGAAAUUAUGCCAUCAAGAAAUGGAGAAUUCAAAGCGAGAGCUCAACUUACUAGAAACCAUUAUUUCCCAGUUGUCUUUAAGUACAUCUGAAGAGUUUAAAUGGCACAACUUGAAACAUCAGCUAUCCAGUUCACCCACAAAAGAAGCUGUCUCUGAAUCCUGUGAAUCAAAUAAACCUUUGACUCCAGGCCUAAGCAUUGAAUUAGCAAUGAAGGAAGCAGAAAUUGGAAAGCCUCACACAAAUUUAACUGCCUGUAAUACAGUUGAGCAUUUAUUGAAUGAUAAUGAAAGCCAAGAAAAAAGAGGGUUAUGUGGCCUAGAAGCAGAGCCUGUCAAAUUGAUCAAAACUCAAGAAGAGGGGAGAAAAUGUCAACAGUUGGAACUUGUCAGCAAACAAUUUGAAAAGGAAAGGCAAAGAUUCAAGAAAGAGAUGGAAAAAUUACGUGUUAAAAUGGCAAAACUACAUAAUGAGAAUUUGUCUUUGAAGACCAGCAUGGCUCAGAGAACCAGUCAGUUUCAAAGCAUGCAGGAAGAGCUAUCUGCAAAGACUUUAAAAACUAAUACCUUAAAACAAGAAAUAGCAAAGAAAUCUUCUCAGCUUUCUGCACUUAAGAAACAAUUGGAAGAAAAAGCUGUUGCUUAUUCUGCUGCUGCUGCACGAAGUAUGGAGUUGGAACAGGAACUCAUGGGAAAAAACAAACACAUUUGUGAGUUGGAAACAACUGUCAGUGAAGAGCACAAGCAACUAACUUAUGCUUUUGAAAAAGCAAAAUUGAUUCAUCUUGAGCAGCACAGAGAGAUGGAGAAACAGAUAGAACUACUUCAGACACAGCUAGAUAAGAAACAUCAACAAUUUGUGGAACAAGAGACGACAAUAUCUGUUUUGCAAAAAGAUAUUAUACAUAAACAGCAUCACAUCGAAUCAUUGGAUGGGCUGCUGAUGGAGAGCAAAGAGGAAAUGAAGAAACAAGAUCUCAAGAAAGAUGAGAGACUGAAGAUACUGGAGAGUCAGUUAAAUGAGCAAACAAUCAAAGUGAAACAACUUGAGUCAGCACUGGAUGUAUGUAAGGAAGAACUUACACGGUAUUUGAGUCAGACGGAAGAAAACAAGGAGAUGUUUCAAAAUCAGCUCAAAAAGAAGUCUGAAGAGGUUUGUUAUUUACAAAAGGAAAUAAAACUGAAAGGUCGUAACCUUCAGGACACAAACGAACAGAAUAUUCUCCUGCAACAAACUUUGCAUCAUCAGCAGCAAAUGUUGCAGCAAGAAACUAUUAGAACUGGAGAACUGGAAGAUAAUCAAACUAAGCUUGAAAAACAGGUAUCUACUUUAGAACAAGAACUUCAGAAACAGAAAGUAUAUGCAGAAGAUGAGUUGAGAAAGGUAGAGGAGAAACUCUACCUAGCUUCCCAGGAAGCAGAUUUAAACAGACAAAAGGUGGAUGAACUUAACAGCAUGAUCCGACAAAAAACACUGGAGAUGGAUGAGUAUAAGAAUGAACUUACUGGUAUGGAAAAAGAAGUAAUGCAAUUAAAACGAGACGCUGAUGACAAAGCAAUGCAAAUAAAUAAUUUGGACAUCACUUUGAAAGAAGCACGAUCAGAACUCAGUGAAAAGACAAGUGAGGUGGCUGAUUUAGAAGAUAAAGUGCUUCAAAGUGAGACUUGCCACAAGGAAGCAUUACAGAAAAUAGCAGAACUAGAAUCUGCGUUGCAAAAGGCCCAUAGAGAAUUAAAAGUAAUUUCACCGCAGCUUCAGGGAUUGCAAGAUGCAUUGCAGAAUGCGCAGUUGUCUCUGGAGGAGAAGCAGGUUGCUAUCAUGAAUCUAACAGCUGAGCUCAGGUAUUGCAAGGGAGAAGUUGAAGACAAAAAACAAGAGCUGCUUGACAUGGACCAAGCAUUGAAAGAGAGGAACUGGGAACUGAAACAAAGAGCAGCACAGAUUACACAGUUGGAUAUGACAGUUCGUGAACAUAAGGGAGAAAUGGAACAACAAAUAAUUCAGUUAGAGUGCAAUUUGGAGAAAUCAGAGUUAGAAGUCAAGGAAUGUCAUAAACAGAUUGAGAGCUUAGAGAGCAAACUCCAGCAUUCUAAGCAGAAACUUCGUGAAAAAGACUUUGAACUGCUCCAAAGAGAUCAAGAAAUAAACCAGCUGAAGAAGAAAAUGGAAAGAAAACAGCAGAGCCUAGAAGCUCUUGAAAAGACAGUGAAAAACCAGGAGAAUUGCAUUGGAGACCAGUACAGGGAAGCAUUAGAUUUGUGUCAGCAAUUGAAGUUAGAACGAGAACAGCUGCAGCACACUCACUCCGAGCUGCUGGAGGCUCGUCAAAUGCUAGUGCAGUCCGAAAGAGAAGCAGACAAACUAUCACAUGAAUUGGAAGAAGUAAACCAUUUGUCCCAAGAGAAGGUCACUUCAACAUUUCAAUUCAGAACUGAAAUUUGUUCUGAAUCUCGUGCAAACCGUCUGGCAGAAGAACUGGCUGCUGCCAAAGCUCGUGAAGUUCAACUAGAACUACAAAUGCAAUCUGAGAUAAGCAAGCUUUCUGCAGAAAUAAGUUCAUUAAAAGAUGCUUGUCGGAUAAAGCUUACUCAUGAGAAAGACCAAGCAAAAAGACAGAUAUCAACAGAACACCAGAAAUUUGGUUCUUACCAUCUGAGUGAACAGUUGCAGCAGAUGAAGCGAGAGUUAGAAGAGGCUCAAGACAAUGUCACGAAUCUGCAGCUACAGCUUCAGGUUUGAGAAUGAUGAAGAAAGAAAUAUUGGCUGUUGGACAACAGUAACUCUUGAAUGCUGUUGCUGGCAACAUAAUAGUGCAUUCUAUGAAGAAAUUUCAGUAUAGUAUUUGUAGACAAUGAAUGUAUUUGUGCUGGUGCAAAAUCCAGUCUUAAUUUUCCAAACAUUUUUGUGAUUAUUGCCUUAAUAUAUUCACUUAUUUUAUUUUUCAGAAAUAAAGCUUAUUUUUAAGUA